Messenger RNA from Fusarium fujikuroi IMI 58289, 1083 nucleotides. RefSeq names its product related to PAF acetylhydrolase family protein. The transcript is spliced from 2 exons. Bases 1 to 1083 code for a protein of 360 amino acids. The record is from RefSeq and is a predicted model, not a curated record. Gene Ontology annotation, molecular function: 1-alkyl-2-acetylglycerophosphocholine esterase activity. NCBI's taxonomy places the organism in Eukaryota, Fungi, Ascomycota, Sordariomycetes, Hypocreales, Nectriaceae.
AUGCAGUUCUCUCUUCUCUUUCUCUCCCUUGUCGGGGCUGGAAAUGCCAUCCUUCUCCCCAAGCCAAGCGGUCCAUACGGCACUGCCCUUCGCAUCGAGGGCAUGACCGACAAAAGCCGCAUCGACCCCUACGACCCUAAGAAAGGACAUCGACAAGUCCUGGCCUCAAUCUUCUGGCCCGUCGACUCAUCAUCUUGCUCAAACAAGGUCGUCCCAUACAUGCCCCCUGCUACAGCCAAAGCAUACGGACAGCAGGUAGCGCAGUUGGGUCUAUCGAACGAUACCUUUUCCGCUCUCGAGUUUCAGGUCUGCAAGACUCCUAUUUCUCAGAAGGGAUGCGAGACCGAGAAGAAGUCGUUUCCUGUUGCUGUCUUCUCGCCUGGUGCUGGCAACUCGAGGUUGAUUUACAGCCUCAUGGCUCGCUCGCUGGCUAGUUAUGGCAACGUCGUGGUUCUGAUUGACCAUCCCUACGAUCCUCCCGUUGUUGAGUUUCCUGACGGAAAGAUCAUCAAGGGAGGAAACAUCCCCGAUGACCCGAAAUCUAAUCAGCAGUUGGGUUCGGUCAAGGCAAAGGACAUCUCCUUCACCAUCUCAGAGCUUCUACGUCCCUCUUUCCAAAAGAAGGUCUUCAAGGGUCUUCCAGGCUCAAUCGACAACAAGAAGAUCGUCGCCCUCGGUCAUUCCCUCGGCGGUGCCAGCGCAGCUAUAGCAAUGCUAUCAGACAACCGAAUCCGUGGCGGAAUGGACCUGGACGGUCAGAUCUUCGAACCUGCUCUCAGCAAGGGUCUCGACAAGCCAUUCUUUCUCAUCGGCCGCCCUAACCACAGUAAGGAAGACACCACAUGGAAGACGUUCUACGCCAAGCUGCGAGGACCCAAGAAGGAGAUUGCUGUCAAGGACACUGUUCACGGAUCGUUCACUGAUUACCCUCAAGUCCUCAAGGCUCUCGGUCUGCCAGAGGCUCUUAUGAAGGCCAUAGAGCAACAAGUUGGAACUGCAGAGCCUUCAUAUCUUCAGAACUUCCUUUCCAAGACUGUUGUGGAUUACAUGAAGCUUUCUUUUGCUUACAAGGGCAAGAACUAG